AUGCAGUCCACCGCACAGACUACCGGCGAGGCAGCCUCCUCCGCCCCAAAGCCCUGGUUCUACUCCCGCUGGGGCCUCCACGCGAAGGCACGCACAAUCCGCCUCCUCGGCGCCCCCGCUUUCCUCCUGCACAAUGCUGCCCAUCCUGCCGCUCCCGGUCCUGACCAGACCAUCUACAUCGACUCCACCCUUGGCAAAUCGCGCGUCAAAAACGCGAUCGGGAUUUCCAUCUACCGUCCCAAGUCCACCGGGGCGGUAGCAGGCGCAAAGCCGGGCGCUAUGAUCAAUUACCACGGUGGGGGGUUCACAAUCGGGUCGGCGACGGAUGACUCCCGGUGGUGUAGGACGGUGUGUAAUGAGCUGGGGAUGGUGGUGUUCUCGGUGGAGUACCGGAUGGCGCCAGAACAGCCUUUCCCUGUUCCGGGGGAGGACUGUGCGGAUGCGGUCCUGGCGGUCGUAGGACGGGCGGAGGAGUUCGGGAUCGAUCCUGGAAACAUCACCCUUAGUGGGUUUUCAGCCGGCGGGAACCUCGCCCUCACCUCCUGGGUCCUCUGCCAUCAGCCUACCUCGGCGCACUGGUCCUACCCGUCCCUCCAAAUCCCAAGCGGAGCUAUACGCGGCCUCGUCCUCUUCUACCCCGUCGUAGACUUCUCCAAGCCCCGCGCCGAGAAGCUCGCGGAGAUCCCAUCCGACUAUCCCGUCCUCCCCGCCUUCCUUACUCAAUUAUUCGACCAGUCCUACAUCUACCCCAUGCAGACGAGGGAACAGAGGAAAGACCUCCGGCUCUCCCCAGGCCUGAUGGACGAGGCGUUACUGGACAAGUGCCCGCCGGUGCAUCUGGUGGUGUGUCAGCAUGACAUGCUGGCGGAGGAGUCGAGGGUGUUCGCGAGGAGAUUGAAGGAGAAGGGAGAGGGGAAGGUGGUGCUCCGAGAAGUGGAGGGGGAGGCGCAUGGGUGGGACAAGCCGCCGGUCAUCACCCCCAAACCGAGCGUGAUGGUCGAGUAUGGGGAGGCGGUGAGGAGUAUGCGGGGAUGGUCGGCGUAG
Molecule: messenger RNA, 1044 nt
Organism: Dioszegia hungarica
Lineage: Eukaryota; Fungi; Basidiomycota; Tremellomycetes; Tremellales; Bulleribasidiaceae
Product: Alpha/Beta hydrolase protein
Exons: 1
Coding region: 1-1044 (347 amino acids)
Molecular function (GO): hydrolase activity
Source: RefSeq, a predicted model, not a curated record